CAAAAAUUUUUCGAUUUUUCAAAUGGGAAACCAAACAGAAAUUAAUCAAAACAAGACUGAUGUUCGUGUAAAACUUGAACAAAUUCAGCAUCGUUCAAAUCGUAAACGUUUGGCACCUAAAAUUGAAGAAGAAAUUGUUGAGGAUAUUGUUGUUGAUGACAUACCUGAAACCCAUUAUGAAGAGGCUGUUCAAGAGGAGAAGGAGGAGGUUGAAUUUACUAAAGGAUGUACGUCUAAGGGUUUCGUUUGUAUUUGGUAUAAAGGCUAUCGAUACUUGAGAUUUGGAAAACAGAAUAAGUCUUAUUGGCGUUGUAGUAACCGACUAUGUAAAGCAAAAGCUUUGGCAUUAGAACAAGAAGAUGGUAAAAUUAUUGGAGGACUUAAAGGUACACAUAAUCAUAUGCCACAACCAGAGCAAAGAUUGGUGGAAAUUAAACGACAAGAAUUAAAACAACGUGCUAGAGAAGAGCCUUCUUUAAGUUGUUCAAAGCUUAUUGCAAGUAUUCGAGCUGGCUGUGAUGAUGAAACUUUUGUGGCUUUGGGAUCGGACCAUACUCUUGCAAACAUGGCUUUAAGAGAAAAAGCAAGGCUUUAUGGAAAAGGUAUUACAAAAAAGGGUGUCGAUAUUACGUCUAUAAAAUUACUACCUUCAUUGACGGAAAGAAAUGGACAAUCUAUAUUUUUGUAUGAUUCAAGGACUGCUCGAGCUCGUGAUAAAGAUGCAGUUUUUGUAUUUGCACAUCCUUAUAUGCUUCAACAACUUGCUGGUCAAACUACCUGGACAAUUGGUUCAUCUUUAAAAUUGGCCCCAGCUCCUUUUAAACAUUCUUUUGUUAUUGGAGUAAUUGUCAGAAGCCAAUUAAUUGUUGCAGCCCAUGCACUUUUGACUGAAAAUUCUGAGCAAUCCUAUAUUGAAGCUUUGGAUGCUGUUUCUGCUGCUGUUAGGCCAACAAAGCCUAGAAAAAUUAUUACUGACUUUGAGGAUAUAAUGGUUGUAGCAGUACAAAAAGUUUUUCCAGAAACUCAUUUAAGUGGAUGUUACUUUCGAUUUGCUCAGGAAUUGUUUAAAAAAUGGGCUGAAUGUAAUCUUGGAAAUAUUUAUGGAGACGAUAAGGGUCAAACUGGAAAUAUUGCGAGGAUGACAUUUCGUCGUUUGAUCUGUCUUGCAUUUAUUCCACUGGCUUACGUUAACCAAGCUUUCUACAAAAUUGUUGAAGCAGCUAAACUUCCACAACUAGCCGAAUUCUUUUUUUAUUUCAAGCAGAAUUUUAUUGGACUAACAGAGCAUGAGUUUAGAAUGAAGGCGGCUGCUUUUGGUUCGAAUUUUGUACAAAAUUUAGUUUAUUCGACGUCAGAAGGGGAACAUGUUUAUGAAGAAGGAACUGUCGGCUAUCAAAAUUAUUCUCAACAUAUACGCUAUGAACUUCCUCCACAUUCUUCCUCAACAAUUAUUGUAGCAGAUCACUCACCUGCAUUUAUUCAGCCUUUACGUCAUCGUCCUUAUUGUUCUUUGGAAUUUUGGAAUAUUAAUGAUAGAGCAUCAACUGCUAUACUCAAUGCAAAUUCUGCUUUGGAUAUGGCACAACUACAGCUGAAGCAAGCUUCAAAACUCCUCCCUUCCUUGCCCGAUUUUAUUCUUGCACUUUGGGACGAUUUUGAGAGACAACGAGACUACAUUCGUGCAGUAACCAUUACAAGUACUUCUAAAAAGAAAAAUGUUCGAAAACAUGCGAUAAAGGAAGAUUUGGUUGUAAAUACUUUAAAUGAGGCUUCCUACGAGACAGACCAAGCAAUUUUGAAUACUUUGGAUAUUUUGUCUCAUCAUGUUCAAGGUUAUGUAAAUGGUUUAUAUGUUGAUGUUAAUGAAGAUGGAAAAUCUGGUGAUGAUUCUAUUGAGUUUAAUGAGGGUUUGAAAAAGACUAUUAGUGGUGGUGGACGUAAGAAACCAAAACCAAGUACUUCUAGUUAUCGCUAA
Messenger RNA from Meloidogyne enterolobii, 1975 nucleotides. The record is from the annotation of a GenBank genome assembly. NCBI's taxonomy places the organism in Eukaryota, Metazoa, Nematoda, Chromadorea, Rhabditida, Meloidogynidae.